AUGGUUGGAAGACGUAGGGGAAGAAGAAAUACUGCUAAAGGUUCACCAUUAAAAAAAGCGAAAAUUGAAAAAGAACCUGAAGUAAAGGAAAAUAUUCAAGAUGAAAAAGAAGAUACUUUGAAAACGAUUAUAAAUGAAAAAGAAAAGUCAGAUGAAAAGGUAAUUGCAGAUAAAGAUGAAGAUGCACAUAGCAAGAGCGAUCAGGUUACGGAAGAAGUUGGUAAAGAAGAUCGUGUAUCAGAAAAUAAGCAAACGAAUAAUAACAAAGAUGAGCAUGUGAUUCCGCAGAUGGAGGAAAAGAGUAACUAUAUUGAAACCAAGGUAGAUGGAAACGAGAAAGAUGGGGUUGCAGAUGAGGAACCAAAAGGACCAAAAGGACCAGAGGAGUUAGAGGAGUUAGAAGAGCCAGAAGAGCCAGAAGAGCCAGAAGAGCCAGAAAAACCAGAAAAACCAGAAAAGACCAUUGAGGAUAAGACUGGAGAGACUACAGGAAGUAAAACCAGAGAUGAAAGCAAUAAAAACUCAAUAGAUCUUAAGGAAGAAAAUAGAGAAAUAAACGAGAGUGCCGGUCUAGAACCCGCUAACGAUAUUGAUGAUGCUACUGUGGAUCAUAAAUCAGUAGAAGUGAGUGAAAUUGAUAAUGGUCUUGUGAAAAUUGAAUCAAUUGAAAAUGUAGAAAAUGUUGAAACAAUGCCUACAAUUAAUUUAGAGAGUGAAACAGAAAAAGGAGUUACCACAUUUAUGUUUGAUGGAGUGAAAUAUACGUUUAAAGAGAGAGUUAGUGUUUUAGAGGAAAAAGAAAAUAAAAUUGAAUUCAGAGUAGUCAACUGUGAUAAUUCUAAAGAAAGUAUGAUGAUUUUAACCGGUUUAAAAAAUAUCUUUCAAAAACAAUUGCCAAAAAUGCCUAAAGAAUAUAUUGCAAGGUUAGUUUAUGAUAGAAGCCAUGUUUCAAUUGCUGUUGUCAGACAUCCACUAACCGUCGUAGGUGGAAUCACAUUCCGUCCAUUUGAAGCAAAAGAAUUUGCUGAAAUUGUUUUUUGUGCCAUUAGUUCAACUGAGCAAGUUCGUGGUUAUGGUGCACAUUUAAUGAACCAUUUAAAAGAUUAUGUACGAAAUUCAUCUCCUAUAAAACACUUCUUAACAUAUGCCGAUAACUAUGCUAUUGGUUACUUUAAAAAACAAGGUUUCACCAAAGAAAUUACUUUAGAUAAAAAAAUAUGGAUGGGUUACAUUAAGGAUUAUGAAGGUGGUACUCUAAUGCAAUGUUCCAUGCUUCCACGUAUACGGUAUCUUGAUGCUCCAAAGAUAUUAUUAUUGCAAGAGGCUGCUUUAAUGAGAAAGAUUAGGACAAUUUCCCAAUCACAUAUCAUCAGAGCUGGCUUGGAUCAUUUUAAAGACUUAAAAAAUAUUACCCCAAUUGAUCCAAUGACAAUUCCAGGGUUAAAAGAGGCUGGAUGGACGACUGAAAUGGACGAAUUAGCUCAAAGACCAAAACGUGGUCCACAUUAUGCUGCUAUGCAAAAUAUAUUGACAGAAUUACAAAAUCAUGCUGCUGCAUGGCCAUUUCUACAACCAGUUAAUAAAGAAGAAGUUCCUGAUUACUAUGAAUUUAUAAAAGAGCCUAUGGACUUGAGCACCAUGGAGGUUAAACUUGAAAAUAAUAGAUAUGAAAAGAUGGAAAAUUAUAUAUAUGAUGCUAGACUUAUUUUUGAGAAUUGUCGUAAGUAUAAUGGUGAUAAUACUUCGUACUUUAAGUAUGCGAAUAGGUUAGAGAAGUUUUUCAACUCAAAGGUUAAAGAUUAUCCUGAAUAUUCACAACUGGUUGACAACUAA
Messenger RNA from Tetrapisispora phaffii CBS 4417, 1833 nucleotides. It is a transcript of the gene GCN5, whose product is annotated as histone acetyltransferase GCN5. The transcript has a single exon. Gene Ontology annotation, molecular function: protein binding; histone H3 acetyltransferase activity. Gene Ontology annotation, cellular component: histone acetyltransferase complex. Lineage: Eukaryota; Fungi; Ascomycota; Saccharomycetes; Saccharomycetales; Saccharomycetaceae. Gene Ontology annotation, biological process: positive regulation of transcription by RNA polymerase II; chromatin remodeling. The record is from RefSeq and is a predicted model, not a curated record. Bases 1 to 1833 code for a protein of 610 amino acids.